Strigops habroptila (Kakapo) is the source of this 3912-nucleotide messenger RNA. It is a transcript of the gene CDCA2, whose product is annotated as cell division cycle associated 2. The record is from RefSeq and is a predicted model, not a curated record. The transcript has 16 exons. Gene Ontology annotation, biological process: regulation of mitotic nuclear division; regulation of chromosome segregation. Bases 142 to 3246 code for a protein of 1034 amino acids. Gene Ontology annotation, cellular component: chromosome; nucleus. Lineage: Eukaryota; Metazoa; Chordata; Aves; Psittaciformes; Psittacidae.
GGCACCUCUCGUUGGUACAACCGGGUAGAUGGAGGCACCGAUUUCUAGUGUGGACUUCAAACAAGUUGUGCACGGGGUAGGUGCGUGUAAUUAUAGGAGAGCAAAGGCUGACUGAAUGUUCCUUAAAAUAAAUCACUAGGAAUGCGCGAGCGACCUAAGAGUGUAAAUGCUCCCCUGAAAGUUAAAGAAAAUGAGAGUGUAUGUCCUGAAGAGAAGGAGGAGGCCUCUUUCUGUGAUCUGCCAAAAGACCAGAAGAUUCACAAAGUGACUAAAUCAAAAGUCAUCAAGGCAUCCAAGAAGGAAAAUGUCAGUGAUGGGAACCAAGCGCAGUUGCAAGAAUGCACCCGGAGAUACAGCACAGGCCUUGAGAAGGAAUCAUGCCACAACAAAGAAGAGUAUGGUAGCUGUCAGCAUACUCAGAGCUUUUCUGAUACACCACCAAGGGAUGUGGUUGGUGAACCUCCCUUGCCUUUGAACAGCAAGGAAAAUUUGUCACAAAGGAGGCCUUUUUCUUUGGGUAGUGAAUGCUACUUGACACCUAAUAGGGACAAAGCAGAAGAAUCUGAUUAUGGAAUAUCACAGAAACAGAGGAAAAAACCUGUUGAUUUUGCAACUGUAACAACUGGUGAAUUUGGGAUUAUUCAAGAAAGCUUCACUAUACCAUCUCUUGGGAAAUCUCCAACUCCAUUAAAAUUUAGCCGAAGGUCAACAAUUGGAGUACGGGGGUCACCAGAAAAUAACGCCCUUAUUCAGUACCUUGCCCAGCAGAGAAGCAACAGGAAAAAAACAGCUUUUGCACAGCAGGUUAGUCCUUUUAAACACGAACAUGUCAGGUCGUUGAAGGACAAGAUAGAUGCUUUUCAAACAUCUUUUAAAUCAGUACAAGAAGCUGAAGGGGAGACUGGCUCCUCUGGACCGUCACACGUGGAUGCUACUUCCCAGGGAGCAGGCUCUUCUCAGAACAAAGUACGUUUUACAGAAGAGCAGAACCCGGGUCAGUGCAGUGAAAAGUUUGUGUCAGGUGACAAUGGAGGUGAUGUGAAAGAGAAUCCAAGACAAAAUUUGACCAGCAGCAGUAAGCCUGAUACCAAGAUCCACAGCAUCUUGUCUUCAUGCCAGGAUGCAACUGUCACUGAACCUGCUGCUGCUGUUUCAAAGGAAUGGGUUUAUGAGCAACAUAAUCCUAUUGAGUCGUUGGAGACUGUUGUAAUUAAAGAUGUCUUAGAAACAGGCCAUGAUUCCAGUUGUGAGCACAUCACUAAAGACGUGACAAAUAACGUUAUAUCAGAUCUAAGCAGAAGGAAAGUCAGCUUUGCAGAAGAGCCCAGCCUGGGAAUGUGUGAUGAAAGCAAGGCAGCAGUCACACCACAACACACGGGAAGGGGUUCCCUACGUGCGCGCAGACAGAGCGGCUCCCUCUUGCGAUCCGUGCUGAAGAAAACGCCGACCAAGGAAUACUCAAAUGUGAUUGACAGUGGAGGAGGUGAAUCUCUUGCAGUCUCCAAUUGUGCAGAAACCUUUGAAGCAGUGGAAACAGAGAAAACAGAAACGUGGAGCUCUAAAAACCCGAAGAAGAAGAGAGUCACUUUUGGAGAAGUCCUAAGCCCAGAAAUAUUUGAUGAAACUUUACCUGCGAAUACUCCACUGCGCAAAGGAGCAACCCCAGUCACUCAUCCAGGCCUACAAAGCAACAGCCCUUCUGCAAGGCCAAGUCUCCUUGAGGAACCGUUCCCCCAGCCGAACUUUGAUUGCAGCAAUGAAUGUAUUGAGCCUCUUCAAGAGUCGCUGGAGUGUUCUGUUGCUGCAAAAGACCUUUCACCUGUUGAAAAUGCAGAAGCAGAAAGUGACAAAUCUGAUGUGACAAAAACUCAUUAUUCUACGAAAAGGAAGUGUAGCACCAUUUCAGAGGGAACCGAUUUCAGCAUCUCAAAAGCCACAAGUACUCAGAAUGCUAAGGAUACUCAAAAUCCAGGAAAGGACAAGGUUCAAAGACAAAGGAACGCAACCACAUCUGCUGCCAAAAAGGCACAAAAAACAAAACAUACAGGCUAUGGGAAAAGAAGAAAGAAAAAAGUAAAAAAAUCUUUAUAUGGGGAGAGAGAGAUGGCUUCUAAGAAACCUCUUCUCAGCCCUAUCCCUGAAAUUCCAGAGCUUUUCUCUUCUGCCUCAUCUUCCAACUCAACAAAGGCAACUGCGUUUUUUUCAGAGGAUGUGUUUUUAGAGGAUACCAAAUCUGGAAAUGCUGGCAAGGAUGUUCAACAGAAGCUGGUGGCUGAAGGAAUAGGAGGGAAGAACACCCAUGUGGUUCAUGCAUCCUCAAGCUCUGAGGACCUGGAUGCAGGAGAAGCCAGCAGUCCCAGUGACACGGUGUUCCAGGUGCCAGAGGGUGAUCUGGAGUCUGUGUCUGGCAGUGAACAGGAGUUUUCAAACAUUGUGCCAGAUGCAAAGUGUGGUUUUGAUACAUCUGACUCUUUCCAACAAGGUGAAGAGACUGCAUGUGUAAAAGAGGCAAAAGAAAGUGGUUCCUUCAUAGAAAAUGAGAAAUUACAAGGAAAUCUCCUCGAUGAGGCAGAGCAGCUAACAGGGCUGGAGUUUCUGCACCAACAGGACAUGAGUGAAUAUGCAGAUGCCCAAAGAACUCAGUGUCCAGAAAAAGAUUCUGCAAGAGGUGGUCCACAAAGAAGAAGAAGAAGAAGCAGUGCCAUGUGUUUCCUUCCUGUUGGAAACUGUCUUCCAGUUUGUUCUUAUAAUGUGGAAGAAAUCUUCUCUGCUCCUCAGCUAAAAAAUGACUCCUUAGAGCCUUUUAGAAAGAAGAGCGAUAACAGUGGUGGAAAGAGAGUGAGGCGCAGCAUGAGACUACAUAAAGAUGCAGAAGUUGAAGGACUUGCAUGGAUUCAAGUACCCAGUGAGGUCCAGAAGAACCCUCCCCUAAUAGCUUCUGCUUGCAAAACCAGGCGAACAAUAAGUACGUCCACCCUUACAGAAUCUGAGAACAUUCACUAUAAAGGACAAAAUCUUCUCCAGUUUUCAGCACCAGGGAAGAACAGUGGCUCUGUUAAUCUUGCUGAUGGGCCUUGCAAAAGAUGGAGGAGGAGAAGCAUGUCUGUACUCCCAGCUCAAGAAACAAGAACUUGCUCUCCAACCCGAAGAAGGAGCAGAAGACAUUCUGUAUAUAGGAAGGACAGAAGUAACCAGAAUCAUGAUGAACAAGUAGAAAUACCUCUUGAAAAUAACUCUAACAUUUAGUGAGGUUUCAGCUAUCUGACUGUGUGAAGUGAAGAUUUCAAAAAUAUCCAAAAAAACCCAACCCCUUGAGAUGCUCUGCAAAUAAGAAAGAAAUCACUUCUGGCUUGAAGGAGAGGAGUAGAAAGCGGGGAAGCUGAUACCAUCUUCUGAAAAGACUUUGCUUUACCUUCUGGGCACGAGCAAGGGUAGAGGUCCUAUAAGUAAGGCUGAGUUUUGUGUUAGAAUUAAUGAAUUCUGGUUUCUGCUGGGAAGGUUGGGCACUAGGGGAAAAAAAAAAAGCUUUUAAAUCUCUGUUGUAUUUAACAUUAAUUUAAAAAAAAAUAAAUUGGUUAAGGAGAGUGAAACAUUCAUCAUACAAUAAAGCUGUGCUCCAUCUCUGAGUGUAUCCAAGCUUUGGUGUAUGUGUACUAAACACAGUGCAUAUUCUCCAGUAGUUGACCUGUUGUCUUGCUGUUUUCGUUUUUCUAGUCUGAACAAUGUAAUAAAAAGUGAUGACUGUAGGUGGUCUCCUUGCACAUUUGCUGUUGCUUUCAUUUGUCAUCCUGUUGUGUUUCAGCCAUAGUGAAAUACCUGUGCCAGCUUGAAGGAAAUAGCUUUCCAUUGCAAAUGAUCUCUGCUGUGACCUUGGUUUUAACGUUAUUGGUGUGGAAUAAAAUACUUUAUGUA